Molecule: messenger RNA, 609 nt
Organism: Caenorhabditis remanei
Lineage: Eukaryota; Metazoa; Nematoda; Chromadorea; Rhabditida; Rhabditidae
Exons: 3
Coding region: 1-609 (202 amino acids)
Source: RefSeq, a predicted model, not a curated record
AUGUACUCCUCACUGUUUCUCAUUCUCAUCAUCUCAUUACUUUGCGUUGUACUGGAUGGAAAAGCCACUUCUGAACAACUCGACAAGCACCUUGGGGCCGGAAUGAAACACGUCUCCUGUCAGAUGAGAAUCACCGGAUUUUAUAUGAAACGACACUGCAAAAAACACUUUAAUACAACACUCCGAUGUGAUUUAGACGAACAUGAACGACGAUCUGUGAAAAAGGUGGCAAAGCUGUGUUGUGAGGAUGCUCCAAGCUGUGAGCCAUCUGAACUUUUCGAUGAAUUCUGCUGCCAAGGAAGCGGCUGCGAGGAGACUGAAUGCCAGCCAUGGGAUGAUUCAUUGGAGGAAAUUCAGCUUGCCAACCUUGUCUUCUCUUCUGAUGAACUAUUCAACACUCUUCAGGAACGGAUAAUUGCUGAGAUGAAGCUGGGAAAUCGUCCAGAUUACUUUCCAGAAGUUUUGGCAGUAUACUAUGACAACCCGGAAUUAAUCGAAGAGAACGAGACACAUAUCCGCCGAUACUUUAAAGCUCACCGACUUCAAACCGCCCAUAUUGCAAAAUCAUUCGGAAUAAUUCAACGUCAUGAUAACCAAUUCAAAUUUUAA